GUAAAAGUAGAUUUCCGAUAGAAGGGAUCGACGUGUCGAGAGAGAACCAUGGAGCGAAACGUUGGGUCGUUACAGCAGCAAGCUGUGAAGAGAAAGGAGAGGUUAAAGGCGUUAAAAAACCGACAGCUUCAGGGCCGAGACCAGGAAGAUGGAGAGCCUGAGCGGAAGAGAGCCAUGGAAGCAGAGGAAGAAGGGGAGAAGCACAGAGAACUUAAGCUGAGGAACUACACCCCAGAGGAUGAGGAGCUGAAGGAGAGACAGGUGCCCAAAGCUAAGCCUGCAUCAGUGGAAGAUAAAGUAAAAGACCAGUUGGAGGCGGCUAAUCCAGAGCCCAUCAUUGAAGAAGUGGAUUUGGCAAACCUUGCCCCAAGAAAGCCAGAUUGGGAUCUCAAGCGAGACGUGGCGAAGAAACUGGAGAAGCUGGAGAGGAGAACUCAGCGGGCCAUUGCAGAACUCAUCAGGGACCGUCUACGAGGCAGUGAGGAGGAGCUGGCGGGAGCCGUGGGCGCAGUCGGAGUAACGGAAGGAGACUCGGACUGAACCCACGGCGCUACUGUAAAGAAAGAAGGGCAGAGACUACAGACUGUCGCCAUGGCGACGGCCCGGCUCCCCAGUGUACAGCUCUUGCUUACGUCAUCCGAAGACAGACUGUGCCGGUUGCUACGGUAGCAGCGAGAAGUGACAUGACCUCUCUGUAUGUCACCACCAGAUGUUGUGUUCCCUCAGUCACACCGUUUGAGUUUCCUGCUACAUGUGACUGGACCGAUGCAUCUAAUCAUACUUCUCACCGAGUUCCACGAUGUGGAGUGUCAUUGUGACUAUCGAUGUCUUAUUUUUGUAAGGUUUGUGUGCUUAAAGUAAAAAAUAUUUGGAUCUACCCACGGCCCGAGAGAAUUUCUGUUUGAGAUAAACCCAGACAUUUUCUUUAUUUAUUCGGAAAACCAUCUGAAAAUGUACUACCUAAUCAUCUCCAUGAAUUGACCUGUAUGCACCUAAGAAUUACUGCAACACGGAAUUCUUGCUACUCUAUUGAAUCAGUAAUUACUUUUGAUCCAAUAGUUGAGGUUGGGAUGAUAAAUACAGGGACAACAAUGAUGAGCAAAUCACAAUAAAGCUGUUUUUGAUAUUAACUAGUGUCAUCUACUGUAAGCACCUAAAAGGCCACGCUAAUCUUUAGUGCGUUCCAUCUCUUAGACUGACGCCGUGUCCUCCAUUGAGGAAGAUAUUGCACUGCAGAGGCUGGUAGCAUGACUACAAUCUCACACAAGGCUGUCAUCCCCCUUCAACUUUUUCCCUCCAAAAAUGCAAAUUAUCUUGUUGAGUUGGGGAAUAAAAACAUUCUGAACUUCACAAAACCUACACGUUAAACAUGUGAUUCGGGUGUCAAUCAAAUGGUCCAAGAGGUCAUCUGUUGCCGCACGACAGUCGGCCUCCCCUGCAUGUCACGGCCUUCAGAAACAUAGCACACUGAAAUCCAAGCUCACAAAUGACGUCGGUAACGAGGUGACUGCAAAAAAGCACAAACGUAAGUGUCACUAACUGUGGCGCUGGUUGUCUCUCGACCUAUUCGAACGUAAAGCAGCUCUCUAAAUGUGAGAAAAGUGACGAGAGAGAGAGAGGGGUGAGAUGACUCCUGGCUUUUUGGCGAGUGUCACAGGAAACUACAGUUUCUGCGAUGCAUCAAGUGUGAUGCGGAGGUCAUCUUGGCACACUUACGUGGAAGGA
Molecule: messenger RNA, 1725 nt
Organism: Lampris incognitus (smalleye Pacific opah)
Lineage: Eukaryota; Metazoa; Chordata; Actinopteri; Lampriformes; Lampridae
Gene: ccdc12
Product: coiled-coil domain containing 12
Exons: 7
Coding region: 49-540 (163 amino acids)
Cellular component (GO): U2-type spliceosomal complex; post-mRNA release spliceosomal complex
Source: RefSeq, a predicted model, not a curated record